This is a messenger RNA of Macrosiphum euphorbiae (potato aphid), 285 nucleotides long. The record is from the annotation of a GenBank genome assembly. Lineage: Eukaryota; Metazoa; Arthropoda; Insecta; Hemiptera; Aphididae.
AUGAGUGAACAAGAAAAAUGUACAGAGGCUUCUAUGCGUAUUUCAUGGAUACUUGCUAAACACAUUAAACCGUUUACCGAUGCUGAUAUAAUCAAAGAAUGUAUGAUUGAAGCUGGAAAUGCGUUAUUUGAUAGUAAAAAUGAUAUUAUGGAGACUAUUCGAAAUAUUCAGUUAUCUACGCCUUCAAAUACUCGAAAUACAGAACUAUUAGCAAAGGAAAAUCAUUCUAAUUUAAUACAACCUUUAUCGGCCACGGGUUAUUAUGCUUUAGCUACCUAUGGAUGA